CGGUGUUCUUUUUUUUUUCCUCCGACGCAGCGUGCCAUACCUCUGCACUUUCAUUACAGAUGUGGAUACGCUGUGCUGGAAUUAUCGGCAGAAAUACUCAUCUGGGCGACGAGCUUACCACGGCAGCGCAUUUUCAUGAUAAUGGAACUCUCGGACCCGGCACGUGCUCUGAAAGUUGCCGCGGUUCUGUGCACGUGUUUUGCUGCAUUUGAAGUCUUCAAUCUGAGGUCCCUACCUUCACGAAAACUAAAACAGUGUACCAUCAUAGACAUAGCGUAUUUGGUUGUCUGCUGUGGGACAUUUGUAGUCUUGUUGCUGCGCGGCUAUGAGCGCCUGAAAAUUGAUUGUUGCUGUCUGGCUGCGGCACACUCGUGGGAGGAAAUCAUUUUGUUUAUUAUCUCCAUCAUUACAACGGUGGUCCCAGGCAUUGUACUUUUUCUGCGGCGAUAUCAUGAUGGGGGUGCUCCAGCCAUCGUUUGUGUUGUUCAUGGCAUCAUGUUCACUGCUGACAUCAGCGACGUUUUACAUGCUGUAGACAAGUUCAAUGAGAAAUUUGGGAGCCUCGUUCGCACUUACCCAACUAAAGAGGAAACACUCUUGGCCGUUUGCAGUUUUCUGAGCUUCGGAAUGUUUGUUAUAUCUGCAAUGGCCUACAACCCAAUUCAUCAACAAAGAAAAAUAAAGAUUAAAAAACAUCAGAACAUCGAUGACUCCUCGGUUUUUGCGAAAGUGCUAAUGACGGUUCUGUGGCGGCACUUCGGUAACGUAAUUCUCAAAUCAAAACUUUUAUUAGAUGACAUCCCAAGGCUUACUAGUCGCCUAGUGUGCUGCUCUAAAAGCCAGAACGACUCCGAGAAAUUCAUCAGAAAGACGCUACGCAUGCGGAGUGCACUCAGAUUUUACAUAGGCGUUUUACGAUACUCUUGGUGGGAACAAUUGUGGUCAAGUGCGGCGACACUAUUCUACUAUUCAACAUUGAUGCUCCGAAUCCCUCUGUUUGGAGGCCUAAUGGGUGUACACAGUACGGGCUCUUUCAACCAGGCUCUUUUGCUCCUGUCUGCAGCAUGUAUUUCGGAGUGUCUCAUCUGUAGCACGCAAUCUUACUUUUUCAUUAAAACCCAGUUAAAGGCGCAGCUGCUUCUUCAAACGGCAGUGUUUAAAAAGGUUACCAGCCUAUCUGCAGCUGCCAUUGCCGAUUACCCUUGUGGCAACGUUUGCUCGCUUCUGGUGGGUGACGCCUGGCUUGUAUCCUUGUCCACAUCCUACCUGGCAACAGCCUUUAUGGGCGUGGUGUGCAUGGCAAUCACACUGGCUAUGCUCGCUCAUCAGAUGGGAUACGUUCCGGCAUGUGCCUGUCUGGCAUGGUUGGCUCUGGUUGCAAUUGCCUCCUUCUCUGUAGGUCCUCUACUUGACCGGUGCUACGCAAAAUUCUACGAUCACCGAGAUGCAAGAUACAAGAAAUUGAGUGACUUCCUUUCGUCAAUACGAAUGAUCAAGAUGUCCGCCCUGGAAAAUGUGUUUCAGUGCAAACUUCUCCAACUGAGAUCCAAAGAAAUCGACCAAGCACUCCACAUCAACGCUUUGGAGAGCAUCAUAGAGACCAUGUUUAGCAUAUCAAGCUCUCUGAUGAUAUUGCUUGCCUUCACGGCUGUCAUGUUCCAAAAUGAUCAGAACGCUAUUGACGCUGCCACAAUGUUUUCAUCCGUGUACCUUCUCACGCUAUCGGAUAUCUUCACAAAUACGACACCACAUCUAGUAAGACUGAAGAGUCCGGCAUUUCGCAGCUGUCGGAGGCUAAUGUCUUAUUUUUCUGAAGAAGAGCACUCUGCUAACAUAGCUGAGCCACAGGAUUGCCCACAAGUUUCAAAUAGUGAAAUCAUCAUAAGAAACGGUUCCUUUGCUUGGGCUAAGAGAUGUGGCGACGUGCAAACUCCUACUCUGAAAGACAUAAACCUACAUAUAAGGAGCGGUUCUAUUGUCGGCGUCGUUGGUGCUGUAGGCAGUGGCAAGACUUCCCUUCUCUCAGCCAUUGCCGGGGAUAUGAGGUGCUUGGAAGGUGUUCGAGCUACUAAGGGAUCCAUGGCAAUCGUGCCGCAGACGCCUCAAGUGUUAAACAUUUCCAUAAGAGACAACAUUACCUUUGGAAGGAAGUAUGACGACAUACUUUACAGAACCGUGUUGCAAGCUUGUCAGUUACUUGCAGAUAUACAGAGAUUGCCAGCCGGCGAUUUGACCGAAGCAGGAGACAAGGGUGAAAUGCUGAGUGGUGGGCAGAAGCAACGCGUGUGCAUUGCACGUGCAUUGUACAGCAGGAGCGACAUCUAUCUCCUGGAUGAUCCCACGAGUUCCCAAGAUGCACAUGUAAAGCAAAAGAUUCUUGAGCACAUCUUCGGACAAGAUGGAGUUCUUUCAGGCAAGACGUGCGUCUUGGUGACACAAACAGCGCGACUUCCAUUUUCUAUACGUCAAUGGCUGCUGAUGCAUGACAAGAAUGCCGUGCUCAUCGACGACGUCAAGAAUGUGAAGAUUUGGCACAAUGCAGCGCCUUUUCAUUACUUGGAAGAACCAAAAUUUCCAGCUCUGAUAUGCCAAACCGAAGAUUCGAGGUCACACCAAGCCAGGAGUGCAAGAGAUGCAGCGAUUUUCCCGAAAGAUAAAGUGCCAUCUCACAAAGGCUUUCUCGAUGUCUGCGUGGCUUACUUCAAGUACUCUGGGAUAUGCGCAGUGCUCGCCUUGAUUUGCUUCGCGGCUAGUGGAGCGUUCAUAGCCUGCCAGCUGUUCUGCAUCAAGGAGUGGUCAACCCUCAAGAUAAGCGAAACCGCCGACAACCACCCUUCUAGCCGGUUUAUUCUCCAGAGGCUAGCAGCAUUCUGCCUUGGAGAUGCACUGUGCAAGCUCGCCGGCGGUAUUUUGCUGUCCCGGGCAACAUGGCAUUGGUCCACCAAACUUCACAUCGACAUGCUGGAGAAGAUAGUGAGAAGUCCUCUCUCUUUUUUUGAUUCGACAGCGCGUGGAAGGAUCCUGAACCGUUUCACAGUUGAUCUGGAAACUAACGAUGUCCGCAUCUUCGUGGCUUACAAGCAGCUGCUCCAAAACAUAUUCUGCUUUCUGGGAAGACAGGUCGUCAUCGGAUCCCAGGCACCCAUCGUCUUUGGCAUCGCUUGUGUCACUGAGAUUUUUCUGGUGUUUGUGGUGCGUUACUGCUUACACGUCAAUGUCGUAGGACGUUUUUACGAGAGCACAAGGUUGUCCAGAGUCCUGCAGCAUGUGACCGAAACAUUGGAAAACUUGGGCUCAAUACGAGUUUUCGGAGUAGUAGAAAACUUCCUCGGCCUCUUUAGGCGACUCAUGAAUGAAUACGUACGCGCAUUCCACUUGUUCAUCAUUUGCUACGCGUUCACACGCUUUGUGGUUACGUUCAGCGCCCAGAUUGUCCCAGUCGCCACCGCAUUCGUCGUCGUUGUUCCGGCACAGGACGAUGCUGCAUCUCCAGCCACCGUGGGUCUCCCUCUGCUGUCGUCAUUGACGGUGCCUUUCGCUAUAACAGGAGUUUUUAUGGUCGUAUUUUGGAUGACCCAGGGUGAUGUAGCCUUCAAACGUGCACUCGAAUACACUGAGCUACCAGAAGAAGAAGCAAUGGCAUCUAAUGACAACUGUUUGAAUGGGGACAAAGAUUUCGGGUGUGGCGGAGUCUUCAUCAAGACAAAUUUUGAGCGUUGGCCUUGCCAUGGUGCAGUGGAGUUUCAUCAUUACAACGCUUCGUACCGACCAGGCACAACCGAAGAUGCCAUAAAGGAUAUUUCAUUCAGUGUCCAGCCCGGAGAGAAGGUAGCUAUCGUGGGCAGAACCGGUGCAGGAAAGUCUUCCAUUAUACUCGCGUUGUUGCGUAUGAUUCCAUGCACAUCAGGCACUGUAACCAUUGAUGGAAUUGACAUUACUUGCGUGCCGCUGAAGACACUUCGCUCUGCAAUCAGCGUCAUUCACCAAGACCCAUCGCUGUGGUCCGGAUCGCUGCGCGAAAAUUUGGACCCCGAAUGCUGCAGGUCAGAUGGAGAGAUAUGGACAGUUCUUCAACGCGUCGACUUGAGUACAUUUGUCGAAAAAAGCGUCAGUGGCCUCUCUUUGGUCAUAGGUGAAAAGGGUGAUAAAUUGAGUGUCGGCCAACGUCAACUGGUGUCACUGGCCCGCGCACUGCUUAGAGGGACCAAAAUUCUUGUUCUCGACGAGGCCACAUCCCAAAUGGACCCGGAGACGGAUCGUAGGGUGCAGGCAACACUACGAGAGAGCUUCGCUCAUUGCGCAGUUAUUACAGUUGCGCAUCGCAUCGAUACCAUACUGGAUUACGACAGGGUUGUCGUGAUGGGCGAAGGACGAGUUUUGGAAUAUGGACCGGUUCGGCAACUGCUCGCCGACCAAAGUUCUGCCUUUCGUAGCUUGGUGCAAUGUUCCGGCAUAGACCCCGAUAUAAUAUUGCAGUGUUCACAGAUGAAAUAAGUCAACACUUAGAUUCACGAAACGAUGUUCACUGCCUCAAUCUAUUAUCCGAAAUUUAGCUCCUGCAGGUCACCUAUAGUAACAAUAUUACCGGAUGUUCUUUAAGAGUGCACCUGCUCGCCUGCGUUGAUGGACUUUCAAAGUACAGUCGAAUAAAAACGCUUAGUAUCGUAC
Messenger RNA from Dermacentor albipictus, 4668 nucleotides. Its product is annotated as ATP-binding cassette sub-family C member 3-like. Gene Ontology annotation, cellular component: membrane. Gene Ontology annotation, biological process: transmembrane transport. The record is from RefSeq and is a predicted model, not a curated record. Gene Ontology annotation, molecular function: ATP binding; ATP hydrolysis activity; ABC-type transporter activity. NCBI's taxonomy places the organism in Eukaryota, Metazoa, Arthropoda, Arachnida, Ixodida, Ixodidae.